AUGAGCACCACACCUGUUGAGGAGCCCUUUGCCCAGGAGACAUCUGCCCAGGAAGGAUCCUCCGGCAGCGGGCAGACGUUGCCCUUUAGACCCCUGCAGCCAAUCUCUGAUCCCUCAGCUUCUAAAAAAGUCUGUUUCUACAAAAGCGGUGACUAUAAGUUCAGUGGGCAUCGCAUGGUCAUCAAUGCCCGCACCUUCAAGUCGUUUGAUGCCCUACUGGACGCUCUGUCCAAUAAAGUGCCUCUGCCAUUUGGAGUGAGGACCAUCACCACACCCCGUGGGACCACUGUGGUUAAGACUUUAGAUGACUUACAUGACGGGGGAUCGUAUGUGUGUUCUGACCAGAAACGGGUGAAGCCGUUAAACCUCGAAGAAGUGAACCGGCAUCAGGUACCGUGGAAUACCACCAGACCCCUCAGCGCAGGGCGAAGAAGACAACAAGUAUCCAGGGUCGGUCCGUUUACAAGAAGAAAUGAUGUUGUCACCAACAUUGUCCCUAAGAGGGUGAAAGUACGGACACCAAAGAAGCUUAUUGUCAUCAAGAAUAAGGACCCCAAUGUUAAAUGCACAAUCGUCUUGCAGAGAAAAACAGCACCAACAUUUGAUGCUUUACUGGACUACCUCUCCCAGAGCCUGCUGUUCCCAGUGCUGAAACUCUUCUCUACAGAUGGCAGAAGAAUUGUUGGUCUUGCAGGACUUAUUUUGUGCUCUGGGGUUGUUGUAGCAGCAGGCAGUGAGCCUUUCAGAUUAGGAAACUACAAUUUUCAAGGAGCGGGCCGGAUGGCACAAAUAACGUACAUGGAUCAUGAGGAACCCUCUAUGUUGCAGCCCGGAACUGACAACAACAAAUCUUUGUCGAGUGGAAGAGGCUCAAGGAAUUUUUCCCUAUCAUCAGAGAGAUUUAUUGUCAACCAGAUAAACAAGUCCAGAAAUGGAAGCACAAGUCCUUUGCCUCAGCACAACGGAUCAUUUGAAUCAGAGGUCAACCAUCAUCAAACACCUAAGGACAAAUGUGGAGCUGGGAGGGUGGAUGAUAACUCUCACACUUGCAUUGUACCUCAUGAUGAUGACAUUGAAAAGUCUUUCCGUAUCAAUCAAGAUGGCAGUAUGACAGUGGAGAUGAAAGUUCGACUGACUAUUAAAGAAGAGGAGAUGCUCCACUGGACUACAACGCUCAGCCGCUCAAGCCUUAGGAAUGGGACAGUUUCAGCUUCGAUAUCUGAGCCGGGCAACAGCUCACCUGACUCAAACAAUGCUGUUGCCAAAGAGUCCUCUAGUGCCAGUGACGAUGAAUCAAAAGAGGAGAACCAUUCAGCUAGGAAUGGAAAGGGGGUCGGCUUUAAUGACGAGCAAGCGGGUGAAGGCUACAAUUCCACAGCUUUUAGAAAAACUGGAUUCAAACGAACACCUACUCCAGGUCCUCUGCGCGUUACGAAGAGAGCGUCUCUUGAGAGUGUAAAGACGGUGACAGAAUCAGGAGUUCAGGAAAGCACAGUGGGACAUUAUUCCUACAUAGAGAGGACGGCUGAUGGAGAUACGACUGAGGGAUACUGCGUUUUAAAACACAGUAGCAGCAGCAGCAACAAGCCAAUUCCAAAACCUAGGCAAACAAAGUCUGCAGGAGCAAGCAGCAAAGGUUCGCCCUCCUCAGCAGUAUCUAAGGUGCUUCAGACACAAAGUAAUGGGAUGGAGGUUAGACAGACUGUGAUGCAUAUUUAUGAGAAUCAACCCUGCUACGACAACUACUUUGCAAAUGACGAAUAUAGCACAGACGGUGGGCCUUUGCAUGGCUCUCCAGCGGCAGAAAGCAAACCGUCAUCCAGCAAUGAUUGUGAUAUUGAUUUUAGCGGGCAGCCACACACCUCAGACUCACUACAAAGACAGAAAGAGGAGAUGUUAUCAUUGUCUUCAGAGCCAAUAACUUCAAAAGUCAAUACUCCUAAAAGAGAGACGAAAAAAAAGACUCGUAAAACUGCUCAGAAUAAGAAGAGUUCAACUUCAACAAGUGGUUCGGACAAGAAGCAAAAAGACAGCAUAGUUAGCCCUCCAAAGGAUAGCAAACAUUCAUCUACAGACAAGCAGAGCAGCAAUACCAGUUUGGUAAAAAAUACUUUAAGUUCAUCAGAAAGUGCUAAAAGUGGACAAAAGAGUAAAGGAACAGAAAAGCCUCAAAUUAAGAAAGAGGGUAAGAAUGAAACAAAGCCUGGGAAAGAGCAAGCUUCAAUAAUUGACAAUGAAAAUGUGAGAAAGACCCCACCUAAGAGACAAAAUAUAAGUAAAACAGCUGCUAAAUUUAAUGGCCAUAAUGUAAAUACACCAACUGUGAGGCCUCAAAUGAAGAAGAACCUCUCAGAUAUUUUACAACCCAAGAAAGCACUAGUGCCAGUCAGAAAGACCAUUAGCAAGGCCAAAUCCAUGAAUGAAAAUAACUUACCAUCAUCUAAAAAGUCUUUAGUGGUAAAUGAGAGUUUUUUGAUACCAUCUGUCAAUCCUUCACCCACUGAAAUCCACCAAUAUGUUGAGAACUGGUUGGAGAAAGUCAGCCCAGACCCUGUGCCAUACACUGAGGAGGACAUCACAGAGCCUCGAUCAAAGGUCGUGUUUCAGAUCGGCGCUGGUUCUGAAUCUGAUGAAAAGAACGAAUUCCAGGCAAACCCAGAUGGGAACUAUUCAUCGCCCAGUGAUGACAUCGAGAAUACAGCUUCUUGUCUAUCAGUACCUCAUGUCGAUGAACCUACAGCUCUGCGGCGCAGUGAAAAACAACUUAGAGGUUUCUGUGCUUCAAUGCCCAGUGUUAGAGCCGAUCUUGUGUCCAACGAGAACAGAUUGAGACCAAACAAAUCUGCAGGAAUCCUCGAAACAGUUGACAAUGAAUCACCUUCACCGACACCAAGGGCUUUGGACACAAAGGCAAAUAUAGUACCUCUCCUGCGGGAACUUUACUCUUCGAUUCACUGCAUCAAAAGUGCAUCUGAAACCAACGUAACAUCCAACUUAGAAAAGUCCAGCAGCCUUCCUGAUUUCUCAAAACAAGUGGCUGGAGUGUUUGGCUCGUCAUGUAAAGCCUUUGUAUCAUUCUUAUCAGUGAUGACUCUACGAGAUAACCAAAGAAUAUCUGCGUCGAACGAUGGCAACCAAUCGAGCACCUCGGAGGCCUUACUGAUGUUGGAGUCGCUGCAAAAAAUUUCCAGCAUGGAGAACGAGGAAGGGCUGAGGGCAAGUUUAACGGACCUGCACAGCAGAACAUCUUCUGCUUUCAGAGAACGCUGGAAGGAUUUCCAGAUUAUGAGAGAAAGACUUGAAAGUGAACCACUAUCUGUCAAAGCUUCAGAAACAGAAUUUGCGCUGGACCUUUCUUCCGAAGGCGGGGAUGCUUUUGAGGAUAUUGAAGAGCUGAUGGAUGAGCUGAAUAUGCCGCAAGAUCUCAGAGCAGAGAUUUCUUCAACAAUCCACCAAGCUAAAAGUUUUUACCCUGUGGAGGAGAGCACUUUUGUAGAAAAUGAAAGAAAACAGUCAGACUCUGAGGAGGAUGUUGAACAAUUUGUUCAAGAAUGCAACGAUGUAACAAAAGAUUCUCCUGAGCCUGAGACUACCUCCUUAACUGAGGACGGUUCUCCGAGAAAACAGGGUCAUGAUAUUGCAAAGAAAGGUACACUGUUUUAUUCUGAACACACCAAGGUGAAAACCCAGUCAGAUAAAGAACCUGAUAAAGAUUCAGAAAUAUCACAGACAGGUGAGCACUUAAUAGACAAAGACAAGGAGGAAGAGGAACAAGUAGAGGAGGAAAGGGAGCUGACGAAUGACAGAGAUGAUGACAGUGAAGACACUGAAAAGGGAGAGAGGGAGCAGGAGGCAGAAGAGGGGACAGUGACCGAAGUGGAUGAAGAGGAGCAGAAAGAAUCAGAAGUGGGAAAAGGGAGUUUAGAGGAAGAGCAAUCUGUUGAGGAAGGGACAGAGAACCAGAUGAGAGUGGAUGAAGAGGAAGAGGAGGAGAAAUUGGAAGAAGACAUUCAAGAAACAAGAGAGUAUGAUACUGUUGAAGAAACAGAUGAGAGAGAGGGUGAAGGGGAGACAGAGGAGGAGGAGGAGGAGGAGGAGGAGGAGGAGGAGGAGGAGAGGAAGAAAGAGGAGGAGGAGGGGGAGGAGGAGAGGGGGGAGGAAUGUAUAAAUGAGGAGAGAAAGAGAAGAAGGGAGGUUAUUGGGGAGACAGAUAAAGGAGAGGAAGUGGAAAAUACAUUUGAACAGAUAGUGGAGGAGGAGGAAGAUGUAGAGGAGGGGGUUAUACAGGAGGGGGAUGAGGAGGCGGAUGAUGUUUUUAGGGAAAAAGAUGAGGAAGAAGACCAAAUCGAAGUGGUAAGUGAUGAAAACAAGGAGGAAGAAGAUGGAAACAAUGAGGAGGAAGAUGGAAACAACGAGGAGGAAGAUGGAAACAAUGAAGAGGAAGAUGAGGGGGAAAAACACAGAUCUCAAGAGACUGGGGGGGACGGUGAGGAAGAAACUUGUAACGAGAGUGAGGAGAGCAGGAACGAGUUAGGGAUAAAAGCAACUGGGCUUGAGGAAGAAUCAGAAGAAGAGAAAGACGUUGUAGAGGAGAUUGAAGAACAUAUAAGAGCAGAGCAAAUGCUAAAUGAAGAGGAGAGGGAAGAGGAUGAAGAAAAUGAAAGCAAUGAGGUAAAAGGGGGGGAUGAGUUAAUGGAGGAAAAUGCUAUUGAUGAUGCAGAAAGUAUUGCUUUGGACAAAGAUUGUAGAAAGCUACUAGAGGAGGCCUCGUAUUUGCUGUCGCAGAGUAGCUGUGAUGAAGCAAAUGUAGAUUCAAAGGUAACAGAACCCAACACUGAAUCAUCAACUAAAUAUUCCUCCGAGGGCCAGUGUGAGGAUGAUAAAGGUAAUGGGACAGACACUGUUAAUGAAACAGACCAGGGAGGAGAGCCCGAGGAACACCCAGUGGAAAUAUCACAGGAAUUGCUUGACUUUGUUAACAACGCCCUGCAGUGCUCUUCACUUAAAUUCACGUAUGACACUCUGGGGAAAAUCAGGAUAGAGCCAGAUAAUGCUAGAGUAACACAAGCUAAAACUGUUAUUCCAAAACAUACAAAGGAUGCAUCAUAUGGCUUAAAGCGUCUGCCAUCCCCGUGCACCUCAGAUUUGUCUGAUUACAGGCCAGAAUCGUCAGAGAGUGGUGGAUAUAAAACUCAGGAUUCUGUAGAUAUCGUCACAGAGAGCGGAGAAGAGGCUUCUCCAGGCUGCACACCUGAAGAGAUAGCACAUGUCAAGGGAGCUAAGAGUAAUAUAGAAGUUUCGCCAAAUUCUCAAAUCAAAAGUGUGGGAGGUUCAUCUUCUGAUGUCUCAGGCAGUAAAACCUCAAAGGAGGAUCUGUCGUAUUUCAGUGCUGGAAGCUCACAGAAGGUAGAUGCUGAUGCUGCCGCAGAGUGCAAUUCUUCCACGCCGCAGAAGGACUCACCUGAAGGUGUUCUGAUCGACCAAGGUAGAUGGCUGCUCAAAGAGAAUCACCUCAUCCGAAAAUCUCCUCCAGUCUUGCUGGGAAUGUACGAUCAGUUAGAUAGCACAUCUAUCGACACAGGUGAGGAGAACAAUUGCGAGGAUGUCCCGUCACACUGCAAAACCCAGCAAAACCUUCUUUCAGCCAUUUCUUCAUCAGAGCUUGAGGAGAUGGCAAAGCCCCUAAGUCCAAAGUGCACAUACUACAACAUGCCACAUGGAAGCGAUUCUGACCCCUUUUUGGAUGAUUUAACCGACAAAAGUGGGAGAAAAGAUGCAAGCAGUGACAAAGGGAGAGGCUUCAGGGUGUCACCUGCGAUUGACACUUCCAGAACAUGGCCCAAUAAAAAUGGUAGUCUUUCUUCCUUUGCAUCAGUUGAGUUUAAAUAUCCAGACAGAAAAGUCCAUCCUGAGGGGGAGUCCUCGGCCGGAACAAUGGCAAGACCGACCUCUAGUGUAGGAGGGAAUGUAUUGCAGGCACAAGACUCCCUGGACAGACUACGUAUGAGAUGUGGCCAAUACUGUCCCAUACUAUAGAAGCAAAAAGUAAACAAAACACGUUUCCAAUGGAACUACAUACUUUGUGUGUGGAGGUUGAAGAGAGUUGUGCCUCUUAUUAGUUAAUGUCAAAAGGAAGUAUAACAGUAGCAGCAACUAAAAACGUAUUGGUUACUGAUUCAAUGCUCUUGACUGUACAUAACUGUAUAAAGUGUUGUUAUAAGUAUUACAAAUGAGCAGUUUCUUAUUGAAUAUAAUGCAAUACAUCAGAGAAAAUAUUAUAUAUGCCAAGUAAACCAAAUUUUCCUGCUGGGUAUAUUUGAUUUGAUCUCUGUUUUGGUUCUUGAACUAUGUGCAAUGCAUGUUUCAGGAUUUAAACAAAGGGACUACUGUGUGGCAUUUGAGAUCUGAUUAUUCUGUGAAAACAAAAUAACUUAAUUCAUCAAAAAACAGCUUCACAUGUCUUUAGCUGUCAGAUGUUUGAUUUAAUAAACCAUGUUUCGUUUUUUAAUUGUGUUGUGUAACAGUUACAAAAGGGCUUCUCUCCAACUCAACUCAACAAGGCAGUGAUAUGAUUCAGGACAUCAUCACGUUUUUAUUUCUGAGACUUUGGAAAGUUCGAUACAGAGCCAGAAAAAAUUAGGGGCAAGUACUACAUGACAGGUACAAUUUAAAAGUACUUAAUGAUCCAGAGGAAGAACACUUUUUCAGAUCUUAUACUUAUGUAAAAGUACAGUGUCUGUUGCAAGUAAAAGUAGAAUUCAGUAGUAUUCAUUAUGCAAUUUGGUCAAUUUCAUCAUAUGUUUUGACUACAAGUGUUAUCAAACCUGUUAAAGGUGCAGCUCAUUUACAUUACGUUGUAUACUGCAGGCUAGCUUUUGAAUAUUACUCUAGGCGUAACUCAAUUAUUAUUUAGGUGUUGAUUACAUUUCACAAUAUUAAUACAAUUCUGCAAAGUAACUUAAGG
Messenger RNA from Eleginops maclovinus (Patagonian blennie), 6964 nucleotides. RefSeq names its product oxygen-regulated protein 1 (gene rp1). Gene Ontology annotation, cellular component: axoneme. The record is from RefSeq and is a predicted model, not a curated record. Lineage: Eukaryota; Metazoa; Chordata; Actinopteri; Perciformes; Eleginopidae. Gene Ontology annotation, biological process: axoneme assembly; photoreceptor cell development; retina development in camera-type eye.